CCCUGUAAUGCUGUGCACGGGCUUGUCCCACCAAAUAUUGCUCUCAACUCUUUACGUUCUCAUUUCUAUCCUGUUCCCUAACAUAUUAUUUAACGCUUUGGCAGCGUUAUGAUGCGCUCGUUCAUUACACUCUCCUUUAUUUCUUCUCUGUGUUCGCUUUCGGUCAUUGCUCUCCGAAUCCCUUUCGAUGUCCGUGUUGAAACACCUACUAGCAACCCGAAUGUCCAUUUCCCUCGUCAGUCGUCUUCCAAUGGCAUAGUGCCCGUCGGAAACACGCAAAACUCUUUCUACUACACCAAUAUCACGCUCGGUGGUCAGAAUAUAUCUGUGAUGUUAGACACCGGAAGCUCUGAUCUAUGGGUGAAUGGCUCAGUAUCCGGAGCCAAAGACACCGGCAACUCUCUGACACUUUCAUACGCCGUUGGAACAGCUGCUGGCAACAUAUAUACCGCACCCUUUGAACUUGCUGGGCAGUCUGUCAGCGACCAGGCAUUCCUACUUGUCACAAACACUUCAUCGUUCUCUGCAAAUAUUCAUGCUGAAGGGUACGAUGGUCUCAUUGGCCUUGGCCCAAAUUCUGGUUCUUCGAUAUACAAGAAACUCGGCGCCAGCUCGGGGAACAACCCACUCAACAGAAUUUUCCAACAGACCUCGUCCUCCAGCAACUACAUGACUAUGAUGCUCAAUCGCAACGGAGACCCAGGGAGUAAUAUCACUGGUCAAUUUACCAUCGGAGAAGUCGUUCCAGGAUUCGAGAACAUCACGAGCAUGACAAAGUUAUCGAUAGAGAAGGUUUAUCAAGUCACUGACGAGGAUCAGCAUUGGCAAAUUCUAACAGACAAGAACAAUGGCAUCAUUGGACCUGAUGGACAGGUGAUACAAUAUUCAUCAAUCGUCCCUAAAGCUCCUAGCGGUCAAAUAGUGGGAGUUUUAGACUCUGGUUUCACCUUGCCUCAAGUGCCUCGAUCGGUGUCGGACGCCAUUUAUGGGCGUGUACAAGGGGCCGAAUGGUCGACAUCAAGCCAGGCUUGGCUGGUCCCUUGCGGGCAGCUCAUUAAUGUUACCUUCAAUUUUGGGGGUGUUGCAUAUCCUAUUCACCCACUCGACGUGUCGUCGAGCGACUUUGGAGUGACCUUCUCGAACGGGAACACCGCUUGCUUGGGAAUGUUUCAACCAGUCACAUCUGCAUUCAGUCUUCUCGGAGAGUAUGAUAUGAUCUUGGGAAUGGCUUUCUUGCGAAACACUUAUACCCUGAUAAACUAUGGAAAUUUUGUCAAUGGCGGCUCAAAUUCCGAUAAUCCCUACGUCCAAUUGUUCCCCCUCACGAACGUCGAAUCUGCUGUCAAUGACUUUAUCCAGGUCCGACUAAACGGGCAAAACCUAAUCAACUCCUCCCAAUACGCCCUGCUUCCUGCAUCGCAGGAACAGCACUCGCCCGAGAGCGCCACGGAAAAAAAGCAACAGUACGAAGAACUGGUUCUAAGUCGUUGGCCUUAUAUCCUUGCCGGAUGCCUGGUGUUUGUGAUUUUGCUAGUCAGCUAUUGCGUAUGGCGUUGUUGCUGUCGACGCAAGCGGCUGGCAAAGAAAGCUGCCAAGAAUGCUGCGCAGCAGAAGGGUGGGACCGCUCCUGGGAGCGAUUUCAAGAACGGUUCCUAUGCGCAGUUGCAGGACUCCCAGAGUACGGCGAGUCUCGUUAUGCAACCGAUGCAUCGGGCGUCGACUGUAGAUUUUGAGGAGGAAUACGGAAAGGAUGCAUUCGCAAGAAGCCGGUGAUCUCUGCGAGGCGAACUAUAUAUGUAGUCUAUUAGAUGCUGUCCAACUUAUCCCACCGCAGGACAUUAAUAGUAGCUGGCUACUUCCGUUCAUUGUGUUUAU
Messenger RNA from Suillus paluster, 1875 nucleotides. Its product is annotated as aspartic peptidase domain-containing protein. Bases 109 to 1773 code for a protein of 554 amino acids. Gene Ontology annotation, biological process: proteolysis. Lineage: Eukaryota; Fungi; Basidiomycota; Agaricomycetes; Boletales; Suillaceae. The record is from RefSeq and is a predicted model, not a curated record. The transcript has 6 exons. Gene Ontology annotation, molecular function: aspartic-type endopeptidase activity.